Messenger RNA from Drosophila mojavensis, 342 nucleotides. RefSeq lists its product as uncharacterized. Bases 1 to 270 code for a protein of 89 amino acids. The transcript is spliced from 2 exons. Lineage: Eukaryota; Metazoa; Arthropoda; Insecta; Diptera; Drosophilidae. The record is from RefSeq and is a predicted model, not a curated record.
AUGACGCUGCAACUGCAAAUUGAGAAGUUGAAAGGCUUGGAUAAUUACAAAGCGUGGUCGAUGACAGUGCGUGCGUAUUUGGAGUCCGAAGAUCUAUGGACGGUUGUUGAGAAUGGACCGGAGAACAAUGAAGAGUCACUGCUGAAGGAUAAGAGAGCCAAAUUCCUGAUACUCUGCUUGAUAGAAACGAAGCUGUGUCAGUUUAUGGUCAGCAUACGCACGGCCCGAGACCUUUGGAAUUAUUUGCGCACUCAGCAUUCACUUCGUUAGGGCGUCCAGAUUUUCUGUGCGAAAUCGUGAAAAGAAACCAAUAAAAAUAUGACAUGUAUAUUGGCCCCAGCA